AAAUUUGAUGACUGAGGAGCACUUUUAGCGGGACAAAAGUAUAAAAUAUUCAUUUACGUCUAUAAAAAUUCCGGAUACCGACCAAAAUUUUUUCUAAAAAACAUUUAAGCGAUAGAGAUCUCCAGAACAUCUUGGAAAAUGAUUCUGCGAGCGACUCUGAGGACGAAAUGGGUGAUUUUUUACAUUUUCCUUCAAACACAUACAUCAAUUUAUCUGAAAACGAUCUCAUCAAUCACCAAUUGGAAAGGCUGUUUGAGGGUGGAAUGGAAGAAGAAGGUGAAACCAUUUUCGAGUUCACAGAGGUUGUUUCAGAUGAAAUUGACGAGGUAUCGCAUGUUACUUUUGCUAAUAAUAUGCAUGAACGUAUCGAGGUGUCGGAUAUUGUUUUGUCUAAUCAUAAUAUGCAUGAAAAUAUUGAAGUAAUGGAUGUUGCUUCUGCUUAUUCACUAAACAUGUCUUACACAAGAUCAGAAAGAAAUUAUAGUGAUUGGAAAAUAAAAAAUAGAUUUCAUUCUGUUCCCCAAUUCACAUCCAGGUUUUGUCCGAAAAUAUCAUAUUCACACAAGAACCAGCCUAUUGAUUUCUUCAGUAAUCUUUUUCCUGAUGAUUUGAUAAACAUCAUUGUAACAGAAACCAAUCGCUACGCCAUUCAAGAAAAUAGCAAGAACUAUAUGCCGACUACUCAACGAGAGAUAAAAGCUUUUCUGGGUGUGAUAAUUAUGAUGGGUUUACACCCACUGCCGGAUUUUGAACUAUACUGGUCCACGGAUCGUUUUUAUAAUAAUCCAGAUAUUUCAUCUACUUUUAGCCUAACCAGAUUCAAAAAGAUACUCGAAAAUUUACACGUCAAUGAUAAUACAACAGCCGCACCGCGUGGGUCACCCAAUUUUGAUAAAUUGCACAAACUCAGGCCUUUGAUAGAAAAACUUAACUUCAUAUUCUCACAACAGGCAGAAGAAUCAACUAUUUAUUCCGUGGACAAGUGCAUGGUGAAAUUCAAGGGCAGAUCUUCCAUGAAACAGUACAUGCCUAUGAAGCCUAUAAAACGGGGCUAUAAAGUAUGGGCUCGUUGCGACGCAAAGACUGGAUACUUAUACGCUUUCGAAGUUUAUACGAGUAAAUCCGAUAUAAAAGAUGAAGCUGGGUUAGGUUUCAGUGUCGUCACGAGUUUGUGCAAAAAUCUACCACGUGGCUCAUUGGUAGUGUUUGAUAAUUUUUUCACGAGCUGUAAACUGAUUGAUAUAUUAUAUCAAAAUAAUAUCUAUGCAAUUGGGACCGUCAGAAAAACACGCAAGGGUUUACCAGAGUUCAUGAAAGUGAAACCCAAGCACAAGAAUAAGAAACUUGAGAAACAUCAAUUUUAUGCCAAAAGCUCAAAACCCAUAACAGCUAUAAAAUGGUUGGAUACAAAAGAAGUUUGCGUCUUGUCGUCGGCACAUAAACAAAAUGAAAUUACAAUGGUGAUGAGGACACAGAAAGACGGAACACGAAAAGAAGUUCCCUGCCCAAAAGCGAUUGCCGAUUAUACGUAGCAAAUGGGCGGGGUCGAUCAUUUCGACCACUUUCGGUCGUCAUAUGCAACCGGAAGGAAAUCGCGCAAAUUCUGAAUGCGUUUAUUUUUUUUUUUAUGCUUGAUGCUGCUGUAAUAAACGCAUAUAUACUCUAUUUGACAAAGCAUGCACAACGCGAUUCUUCACACAGGGAAUUUAGACUACGACUUGCAAGAGCACUCAUUGGAGAUUUUACGUGUAAAAAACAAAAACAAAUUGUUUUUAAGAACAAGAAAGAUGGAAACUUUGGGGAUCCUGAUGAAAUUCGUCUCCAAAGUGUUGGCAUUCACUUUCCAGAACAACAAGAAACUUACACCCGAUGUAAGUUUUGCUCGACAAAAAAAGAUGCGAAGAGGUCCAACAUGAAGUGUUCUCACUGCGGAGUUACAUUGUGUACGAAUUAAUGUUUCAAAAAGUAUCACAUGGCGCUCAACGAUGAGGAAUAAAUUACUUGUUGGAAAUGUGUGGUUUCAUUUAUUUUAGGAUCUUAAAGAAUUGCUAUAAAGAGAAGAUUUUUUAGACCCAAAAGUGGGUCACUGCGAAUAUGAGGAGAAUAACAACUAUUACUUCCCAAACAGACAAUUGUUAUAUACUUGCCACAUAUUAUGAUCUGUUACCGGACAAUGGCAACAUGUUGACCACCAAAAAAAAAAAAAAACAAAUAUGCAAAUGUAUAUUUCGGGAUAUUUUAGUAUAUUUGUGAUAAUUAUUCAUAUUCAUAUUCAUUUAUUUGCAUACCAUAAUGUGAAUAAGGUGUUACAAUAUACGCUUAAAGCUAAGAUACAUUUAUGGACCCCGUAAGGGCACAAGCAACAUUUGAUAAAUGAAGUUAACAUUUUUUUAAAAUAACAUUUUUGUUUUUAAAUAAAGUUGACAUUUAUCAUCAA
Molecule: messenger RNA, 2437 nt
Organism: Spodoptera litura
Lineage: Eukaryota; Metazoa; Arthropoda; Insecta; Lepidoptera; Noctuidae
Source: RefSeq, a predicted model, not a curated record